AUGGCCGUAGAGUGUAUCGAGUGUUUACUUGGCGCGUCCACUAUUACUGCUCGCUGUAGGCUAUUUACUAACCUUUUCAAGAAUCUGAAGGCCUCUUACCAUUGCGGUCUUAGAGCGCAUGCUAUAACACUUUUCAAAAAUUUCCUUCAUGAUGCAUGGCUUCAAGCCUCCCAAAGCGGUUUGCCCUCACUAUAUUCAGGUGAAAGACAACUGAAUGAAGAUGAAAUGUGUACACCCUUUGAACGACGUUACCUCCUACCAAUGUGCAAGGAUAUAUUCCGCUUCCCUCUCGCUGAGUGCAAGGAAUCACUUCUGGACCAAUUCAGUUGGCUAAUGGCGGCCUUAAAUUUUAUAUUGUACGUGAACAUCCGGGCUAAGAACAUAGACGCGAGUCUGUGUGACCCAGCAGUUGCCGGUUUGACUACGGAUGUCCUACAGGCUGUCAACAUGAUCGAUGAAGAGGACAAAAGUUGCCUGAAAUCAAGCUUCAUCAACAAUAUUAACACUGAGUUGCGACAGCUGAUUGAUCGUUAUAGUAUGGCAGAAAAGGAGCACCUAGCAUCACCGGACCCUAAGACGUUGGCUCCCGGCGCGCCAAGCCUCGAGGAAUGUCGCCUUACCCUUUUGAAACUCAACCUUUUUAGUAAUACACUCGGUCGAUUACAAGAAUUCCAGCUUGUAUAA
Molecule: messenger RNA, 684 nt
Organism: Dibothriocephalus latus
Lineage: Eukaryota; Metazoa; Platyhelminthes; Cestoda; Diphyllobothriidea; Diphyllobothriidae
Source: the annotation of a GenBank genome assembly